GCCGCGCCGGAAGUCGUAGGGGAAGAGUGGGGCGGAGGCGCUGGUGGCGGGAAAGGCGAGCCAUGGCGGAGCGGAGGCCGCGCCGGUCGUGUUCGAGUUCGGAGGCGGAGGGCAGGAGCGAGCGAGGAGGAGGAGGAGGAGGCAGCGAUGACGGGGAGAAGGAGAAGGAGGGCCGCCCGGGCUCCUCAGGCUGGGCCGGCUUCGGGCGGGAGGAGGGCGACCAGACCACGCGGCGCCUCCUCCGCCACCAAUACCGGGAGCUGAUCUCCCUCGUGCAGCAUAACCGUGAUGCGAUGUUAAGCGCCGAAAAUGAGAAAUUGAUAGAAAUUGUGGAAGAUGGCAAUAAACUGUUUGGUGGAGUGUCCCAGGCAAGGGAGGCUGCUUUGGAUGCUCAGUUGCUAGUAUUGGCAUCAACUCUAGGAAUGGAAAAAGCAAACCAGUUGCAGUCAGAUUUGACAGAAUUUGAUCCAACUGCAUUUGCUGAAGAUUUAUUAUCAUUUAUGGGCAUAAAUCGCCUAGAGAGGGAAGAAAGUGAUAGUGAAGACGACCAGAGUUCUAGCGGAUUUUUACCUAAGAAUGCUUGGUAUAAACUUGGUGAGGAAGCAAAAAUGUACUUCAGAAGAGCACCGACUUUCCACUUCAUGUUAGGAUCUUUCACUGCUGAUCCUCCUGUUGAGAAACCACGAACUGAGAGACAACGGAAAAAGGCAGGGCCAGAAGAAGGGAGGGCAAUGCCUGCACAGUUGAAGAAAAUGGAAGAAUCUCAUCAAGAAGCAACAGAAAAAGAAGUAGAAAGGAUCUUGGCAUUUUUGCAGGCUUAUCACAGAGAAGAUCCUAAUACUCCAAUAUCCUUCCUUGAGUUUGUGACUGAUCCAAAUUCUUUUGCACGAACUGUGGAAAACAUGUUUCACGUGUCAUUUCUGAUACGGGAUGGAUUGGCAGGAAUAAAGCUGGAUCAGGACAAGCUUCCUAUAAUAGAACCUUUAAAUCCAGAUGGAGAGGAAAAUGACCAGGACACUCUACCAAGGAAACAAGCAGUCAUAUCAAUGAGCUAUGAAGAAUGGCAGAAUAUUGUGCGGACUUUUGAAAUUUCACAACCCAUGAUUCCACAUGUUACAGAAACAUAGAAAUGAUGUGAAGCCAUUCUGAAUGAAUCGCAAGGUUCUGUUAGAGGAUAUCUGCUGGCCAGUUUCCUGAUGCUGAAUUGCCAAGAAAAUGGCAGAAUGGAAAUUAGCUCAGCUUUCCUGUUUAAGAAUUUAAUAUUUGUUUUAAUAGAGAAAGGGUUUGGGGUUUCUUCCCCCAGUUAAUGAUGUUGUAAUAUAUAAAGUAUGUUUUUUUCUCUUACCACAAAGAUAUUUUCAUUUGAAAAUUUAUCCUUAUAUUUCUGUUCUGUCACUGUUCUUUCAAUCCAUUCAUUGCAUCAAAAGUUGAGGAUGACUCUGUCACAGUUUGUUUCCAUCUGUGCAGUAUUAAUGAUUUGAGGGAGGGAAGAACUUUGUGAAUCAAAUCUGAUUAGCAAUGAAGAUUUACCCUUUACACUCUGUGUGAAGUGGGGAAAGGAAAUGGAAAGUUUGGAAAUGGGGGCUUUUCGGAAAACCAUAAUUUGCCCAAUACCUGUUGAGCUGAGUAAGUGCUGUACUGUCUCCAUUAAACUGCCCCAAAGUGGUGUCUUUAUCUCAAGGUAGACAUGCGUAUGCAUUUGUGUACGUUAACUGGUCUACUUCUGAUGAAUGGAUGCCGUACCUGUGAAAAACAACUCUGUGAGAGAAAUAUUGUUCCUUUAGUAACAUUUCAACUAUUUCACGGUUUGGUUGUAGAAAGUAAGCGAGAUUCUGCUCUCACAGGUUCAGAAUUGAAGAGCACCUUAGUGAAUCCUGUGCACAUUAUGCUACUGCAAUACAAAUGUUUUCAGGGCACUGUUUGUUUUAAAGCCUUAUCUUUUCAAAGUUUUUUGAGUCACUCUUUUGAGUUAAUCCAAAUUUUGCAGUUUUGGUCUCAGAAAUAAUGCAUUUUUCAAUGUAUGUUGUGAAAAUAAAAGUAUUUUAUAUGUAAAA
Sceloporus undulatus (fence lizard) is the source of this 2054-nucleotide messenger RNA. RefSeq names its product NSE4 homolog A, SMC5-SMC6 complex component (gene NSMCE4A). The transcript has 11 exons. The record is from RefSeq and is a predicted model, not a curated record. The coding region runs from base 63 to 1127 and encodes 354 amino acids. Gene Ontology annotation, biological process: DNA repair. Gene Ontology annotation, cellular component: Smc5-Smc6 complex; nucleus. Lineage: Eukaryota; Metazoa; Chordata; Lepidosauria; Squamata; Phrynosomatidae.